This is a messenger RNA of Uranotaenia lowii, 2949 nucleotides long. RefSeq lists its product as uncharacterized. The coding region runs from base 1599 to 2834 and encodes 411 amino acids. Gene Ontology annotation, molecular function: RNA-DNA hybrid ribonuclease activity; nucleic acid binding. The record is from RefSeq and is a predicted model, not a curated record. NCBI's taxonomy places the organism in Eukaryota, Metazoa, Arthropoda, Insecta, Diptera, Culicidae. The transcript is spliced from 2 exons.
AAAAAACUAUAGCUCAAACAGUCUAUACGAUACAUCUACAGCUCCAGAAAUGGUGAUUGUCUCAGUAAAAGUAACUGUUUUAUUAAACUUUACUUCGACAACGUUAAAAACGAAACAUGAACGUUUAUGUGAAAAAGUGAUGCUAUCUGGAAAGGUGAACGAAUGGUAUGCACGAUUUACUUAAAUUUUUCUCUAAUCGUAAAAAUGAUUUCGAACCGUUACCCAUAGCGUUGAUGCGGUCUGUCAAAAAUGACCGAAAUGCGGAUCAGAGAUGCCACAUGAUUUUGCAAAAAAUCAGUUGAAGUUUAUGAAAUCUUUAAGUUUUCCUCGUGGUUUGUGAGUCUCCUUACAUAAUUCGAAAAUGUUUAAUGCCGGAUUUGAUUGAGGUCGGGCAUCUGUAUCUGAAAUUUAAGUCUAUAUUAUUGACAUGGCAGAUUUCACUCCAAAAAAUAUUAUGAUCAAAUCAUCUUUUCUCAUUCAUUUUAAAUGCCACUCAAUACUCGCUUUUACUUUACUCUACUUUAACUAAUGUAUCAUUCAUUAACGAUAUAAAUGAUGAUUCAAACAAUCUUAAUGACAAAAUAUUUAAUAUUGUGUUUUUGAAAAAUCUCUUCACUUGGCACCACUGAUUGUUUUCUGCCCUUCGCCACGCCAGUCAUGUUUUCUGUUGUCGCAGUCCGUCGCGGUAUUUUUUUCUUUUCGACGGAAAACAAUUGAUAAAAGUUUCUAAGCAUAAUUUCAUCAAUUUCGGAGAAUUCGGAACGCCGGUGUCAAUCUUCCGAUAAAUUACGUCAAGGAUGAUAAAAUCAAACAGCAGGAAGGCGAUUAUGGCGACGCGAUGCUGUGAAAGUUUCAACACAGCGGCAAGGAGCAUCGGGCUGUUUGUUUUUGUAACAGGCUAAGACAGCUAGCUGCUACACAAUUUCGGCGCAGGCAAAAUAAUUGUGGAAGAAAUCAGAACUGGACGAACUACGCCUAAUGGAGGAAUACAUAUUAGUAUUUCUAAUGUAUAAUUAAGGUAUAUGCAAUAAGAUAAUGUUAGUAUAUAUGUAAAUAAAAUGAUUACCCAAAAACUUUUAGUUUUUUUAAUCCGAAAACUCCAAAAUUUGUUCAUAUGUGUGCGUGUUAUUCACGUACGUUUCCGAAAAACGUACGCAUUACGUUGGAAGAUCAUUUUGACAAAUCGUGUUACGACUUUUACUGUAAAAAUCUUUUUACAAAACAACUUCAAGAAUUACAUUAACAUGUACAGUUUGAAUAUCAAAUUAUGGUUUCCAUGAUCGAUUAUUGGACGAUAUCUAAACUGUUUGAAGAACGGUUCUUCCAUAUAAGUGCCUUAACAGUUUUUAACAGUUACAUAACCUAACGACAUAUUCAAAAUAACAUCAAAUCAAAAUUCACGAUUAAAGCAAUGUAUUUUACAUUGUCAAUAACCGUUUGCUAAACGUUUUUUUACGAUUCAUCAAAUCGUCGUUUGACUUCUUCAGGAAACGUUUGGUUAUGAUCAUUAUUUAUGCGGGAGCUUCUGUUUCCAGUCAGCUGCCAAAUCUCACCUCAUCAAACUCGAGCGUAUCCAAUACCGUUGUCUCCGCAUCGCAAUGGGCUCUAUGCCCUCAACGCACAACAUGAGUCUUGAAGUUUUGGCAGGAAUACUCCCUUUGAAAGAUCGAUACAAUCUACUAUUACUUCGGUUCCUCAUCAGGUGUGAGGUCAUGAACCCAUUGGUGAUCGUUAAUUUUGAAAGGUUACUUGAGCAAAAUUUUCGAACAAGAUUUAUGUCUGUAUACUAUGUCCUCAUGUCAAUGCAGGUAAACCCUUCUUCGUACUCUCCAACUCGUGUUUUCAGCCCACACUACGAUAAUUCUUCUGUCCAGUUUGAUUUGUCUAUGCAGCAGGAAAUUCGUGGAAUCCCGGAUUCGCAUCGCCCACUUCUGAUUCCAAGAAUUUUCGAAGCUAAAUAUAGACACGUCGAUGCUGACAAAAUGUACUUUACCGAUGGGUCUCUAAUUGAGGAAUCAACGGGAUUCGGAGUGUUCAACGAAACAACUAGCGCCUCUUAUAACCUCCAGUCUCCAUGCUCUGUGUAUAUAGCAGAGUUAGCUGCUAUUCACUGGGCCUUGGACAGCAUCGCCUCACGGCCUGUUGGGCACUACUACAUUGUAACGGAUAGUCUAAGCUCAGUUGACGCAAUACGAUCAAUACGACCGGGAAAGCACUCGCCGUUCUUCCUAGAGAAGAUACGGGAUACUUUGAGUGCUUUAACAAGACGUCGCUUUCCCAUUACCUUUGUUUGGGUUCCCUCUCAUUGCUCGAUAGUGGGCAAUGAGAAGGCAGACUCUCUGGCAAAGGUGGGGGCGACGGAAGGCGACACGUAUCCACGUGAAAUCGUCUUCAACGAAUUCUACUUCUUGGUACGAGGGAACUCUCUUGUCAACUGGCAGCGCAAAUGGGACGAGGAUGAGGAUGGUCGGUGGCUCCACUCGAUUAUCCCAAAGGUAAGCCUUAAACCAUGGUUCAAUAGAUUGAACUUGAGUCGGGAUUUUAUUCGUAUAUUUUCCCGUCUCAUGUCCAAUCAUUGUUCCUUAGACGCGGUACUCUAUCGUUUUGACAUUGCUGGCAGCAAUUUGUGUAGUUGCGGCCAAGGUUACCAUGACAUCGAGCAUAUUGUUUGGUCGUGUGAGGUCCAUCUUGUCGCCAGAACGAAUUUAAUAGACUCCCUUAGGGCCCGAGGAAAACCACCUAAUGUUCCAGUUAGAGAUGUACUAGCUGUGCUAGAUUUGGACUACAUGUUCGAAAUCUACCUUUUUCUAAAAGCUAUCGAUCUUCGUCUAUAAUUUCUUUUUUAUUUUCAUAUUUCCCUUUCUAUCUUCCUUUCUCCUCUCACAAAGUGUUAAGUUAAGAAAACAAUUGUAAACAACAAAAUCGAUUUUGGCUCCUUAAAGCCUAAAG